AUGCCUGCCAUCAACGUCACCCUCAAGGAAGGCGCCAGCGCCGAGGAGCUGGACAACGCCAAGAAGUCCGUUCAGGACCAGGGCGGCAAGGUCACCCACGAGUUCAAGCUGAUCAAGGGCUUCACUGCCGAGUUCCCCGAGGGCACCGUCCACUCGCUUGCGACGAACGAGCACGUCACCGUCGAGGCCGAUCAGGUAGUCAAGACCCAGUAG
This is a messenger RNA of Lasiodiplodia theobromae, 213 nucleotides long. RefSeq names its product Peptidase inhibitor I9. Lineage: Eukaryota; Fungi; Ascomycota; Dothideomycetes; Botryosphaeriales; Botryosphaeriaceae. The record is from RefSeq and is a predicted model, not a curated record. Gene Ontology annotation, molecular function: endopeptidase inhibitor activity. The transcript is spliced from 4 exons. Gene Ontology annotation, biological process: vacuole fusion, non-autophagic. The coding region runs from base 1 to 213 and encodes 70 amino acids.